Ananas comosus (pineapple) is the source of this 639-nucleotide messenger RNA. Its product is annotated as Werner Syndrome-like exonuclease. Gene Ontology annotation, molecular function: nucleic acid binding; 3'-5' exonuclease activity. The coding region runs from base 1 to 639 and encodes 212 amino acids. The record is from RefSeq and is a predicted model, not a curated record. The transcript has a single exon. Gene Ontology annotation, cellular component: nucleus; cytoplasm. Gene Ontology annotation, biological process: nucleobase-containing compound metabolic process. Lineage: Eukaryota; Viridiplantae; Streptophyta; Magnoliopsida; Poales; Bromeliaceae.
AUGUACCGUAGAUACAGCGAACUCACAAUCUCCACAUCCCCAUCUCCAUCCACCACGCAACACACUGUGCGUUUCUCCACUCAGAUUAUAGACACCACCGUGACCAACGAAGCUUCACCCGCUGAGGAUUGGAUCAGGACCGUCCGUGCCGCGCAUUGGGGUGGUCGGAUCAUCGUCGGCCUCGACUGUGAAUGGAAGCCGCAAUACAGUAGGUGGGCUCACAACAAAGUGGCCACACUUCAACUGUGUGUGGGAAACAAAUGCCUCAUACUCCAGCUCUUCUACAUGGACUACAUACCUCAAUCUGUUAAAAAUUUUCUCAAUGGCAACGACGUAAUUUUGGUUGGUGUUGGGGUCGAUGGUGAUGUGACGAAGCUGAGGAAUGAUUAUGGGCUUGUUUGUGGCGAGUCCAUGGACCUGGACCAAUUGUGCAGGGACUAUUUGGGCUUAUUGGGCCAACAACGUUUGGGCCUCAAAGGAUAUGCUAGGGAAAUUUUGGGCCUUAAUAUGGAAAAGCCCAAGUGGGUGACAAUGAGUAAUUGGGAGGUGAGGACCUUACGUGAGGCCCAGGUUCAGUAUGCUUGCAUUGAUGCUUAUGUGUCUUAUAGGUUGGGGUGCAAAGUUUUAGGGAGAAAUUAA